UGAACAGUGAUGGCGACUGAGGGGGAGGCGGUCAAAGUGGAGGGGGGGCAUGUGUCUGUGACCACGAUCAGCAUGUCCGGGCCGGAAACGAGCAAUGGUCAAUUUUCGUAUAGUUCGAGCGGAGUGCGGAUCAGUGUAUCCUCGGACCCCCACGAUGAGGACUCUACAGACGCUGAGAUAUCGAAAAUCGACUUCUCACAACACCAGUACGAGGUAAACAUGCGUAACAAGAAAAAGCGGUCGUCCAGCGGACACGAGCCAGGGGACACGGAGAGGCCCAUGUCCUGGGAAGGGGAGCUGUCCGACUCCGAAAUGGUCAUAGACACCAGCGUCAACAUGAAUGACCCAUGCAGCUCACCGGACCUACAGUCGUCUCGGGACUCCAUAGACACCCUUCGCAACGUGACCAUAAAGCAGGAGCCUCUGAAAACGGAGCAGUUCCAAAGCCUGGACGACCAACGUGUGCUGGACCUCAAGUACACGCCGAUACAGCCACAUCAGAGAAGUCUUAGUAUGAACCGGAUAUCUGUAGUAACGGAAAGCGCCCCGCUGCGUCGCCCUUCGUCCCCCGCAGCCAACAUGGAGGCCCACCCCAUGCCGCAGCCUCAAGGGGAGAUACAGAACCUCACCAUCAAGAAGGAGAGUCGAGAGUUGUCAGAGCUAAAAUGCGAGCCGUCAGUGGGCAUGGAGAAGUUGUUGGGCGCCCUCCACGGCUCCCCACUGCUGGGCAGACUGCCGCGAGUCCAGUCUAGCGCCAGCACGGAUUCCGCCGUCCAUUCCAUGUAUACACACAGUGUCUACAGCAGCCCAUCGGCCAGUCCGCGAGCGUCGCGGCACUACACCCCGUCUCUUUCUCGCAACAACAGCGACGCAUCGCACUCUUCCUGUUACUCUUACAGCUCGGAGUUCUCACCCACGCACUCACCUGUGCAGAGUCGGCAUCCGCACGUCCUCUACCGGGAGCAGAACCCCGUGUUCCCCGCUUCGUCGGCCGACGACGAGGAUACCGGAGAAGACCGUCUACACCACCACCAGGGCAUCAGCAGGCAGCAGCUCAUUAACAGCCCCUGCCCCAUAUGCGGCGACAAAAUAAGCGGUUUUCACUACGGCAUAUUCUCCUGCGAGUCCUGCAAAGGGUUCUUCAAGCGGACCGUCCAAAACAGAAAGAACUAUAUGUGUCUACGCGGCGGCAGUUGUCCUGUCACGGUCGCCACUAGGAAAAAGUGCCCGGCGUGUAGAUUUGACAAGUGCCUUGGCACUGGGAUGAAGCUGGAAGCCAUACGAGAAGAUAGAACACGAGGCGGCCGCUCAACGUACCAAUGCUCUUACACAUUAUCAGGAGCAGUGUCGACUGGUUCAUUACUCUCCGCGCCCGUGCCUCCUACGUUACGCCACGCCUCGAGCCUCACUUGCGUGAACGGCCCCGGCUCAUACAGCCGAGGGGAGACCAGCAACAGUCGACUCACGCCGGAGAUACCCCCGUUAUUGCAGGAAAUAAUGGAUGUGGAGCAUCUCUGGCAAUACAACGAGUCGGAGCUGAACCGCCUGGGCAAGUCAACGGGCAGCCCCUCGGCCAACCCUUUACUAGCAGCCUCAGGAAUCACGGCCCAGAACUCUAGCCCAGACUUUCUGGCAGAUCUGUGCAACAUAGCCGAUCAUAGGCUGUACAAGAUCGUCAAAUGGUGCAAGAGCUUGCCGCUAUUUAAGAAUAUUUCGAUCGACGACCAGAUCUGCUUGCUGAUCAACAGUUGGUGCGAGCUACUAGUACUGUCUUGCUGCUAUCGCGGUGUGGGGACCCCAGGGGAAGUACGCGUGGGGGGAGGGAGGGGCAUCACGCUACACCAGGCUGCCAAAUUGGGUCUGACUCCGUGCAUAGAGCGUAUGCUGAGCUUCACGGACCACCUCCGACGGCUGAGGGUCGAUAGGUACGAGUACGUGGCGCUCAAGGUCAUCGUGCUGCUCACGUCAGACGCCCCAGAGCUAAGAGAAGCGGAGAAAGUCCGCGCCUCACAAGAGAAGGCGCUAGGUGCGCUACAGGCCUACACGGCGUCGCACUCGCCAGACACGCCUGCCAAGUUUGGCGAGCUGCUGCUGCGUAUACCGGAGCUGCAGCGCACCUGCCAGUUCUUCAUGCAAGUUGGCAAAGAAAUGUUGAACCCGGCGAACAAAAGCAAAGACGGCGACGGACCCAGCUUCAAUCUGCUGAUGGAGCUGCUAAGGGGAGACCACUGACAGUACACUGGUAUUUGCUCAAUAUAGGACCCCAACGGUGUACAUACAUGUACGAGUUUUGAGGCGAAAAUCGUAUGCGUUCAUUUCGAGUAGUUUAUGCUAUUUUAAGGGUCCCCGGCAAGCUCGAUUCUCCAUACAAACGUAGUUACGCUCUCAUUUUAAAACGAGUAGCCAGUUUGCUCUAAAACUUUGUACGUACAAUAGGAGAAGGUCUAUGUAUGUAAUUAGUUUAUGUAGCUUCAGAUACCAUAGUUAAAAAAAUACAGCGAAUUUAAGGUUUUCAUACAAAACUUGUUUUUGCUCUAUUUCGUUUGUUUUAUAAACUGGAGCUAUAUAAACUAAUUACAGACCUAGAUACAAUCAUCCAUAUGUGCAAAGUUUCAUUACAAUCGAAUACGUAGUUUUAAAAUGACAACGAAACUCCGUUUGUAUGGGAAGGUGGAAUUCGGCCGAGCUUGCCGGGGACUUAAGGUUUUAUUUAGGUAUUUAUAAUCGUGUGAUUUUCGGAGAGACCAGCGGGCCUACGAAAAUCGAAAUUUCGUUGUCUGCCUCUCUAUCGCCCUCACGUAUUGGAGCGAUAAAGAGAAAAGUAAAAAUGUGCCGGAGUAAUUUAUGGGGUGAUAAAGACGCGUCAUCAUUUCAAUACAUUAUUUAAGUUUCAUUAGCGUUUUCCAUAAACAAUUGUCAUUCGGCUAGAUCCUUAGGUCUCAAUUUUUAAGCACGGAUAGUACUGAGACCCGUUCGUUUUGACAACCAGUAAUACUUGAGUAAAUCUGUAAAAUUAUCAAAGUAAGUUUCACGAAAGUUUUAAUUCAAUUGUACUUUAUCUAAUACACAUCUUCUCGCGUUCUAAUCGUAACUUAAUUGCAAGAAACUCGUACCAAAUGGCCGAUAAAAUAAUUUUUUUAACGCCAUUCGAGAACCAUUUGUGACGUUUUCAACUAAAAGGUACCACAUUGUCGGUUGUAAAUAAGUACCCUUUUCGUUGAAAACGGCACAUUUACAAAAUGUUAGCGCUUUUACAAUUACGUAGUUAUUGUAAGUAUCCGAUGGAUGUUUUGUAAUUGUAAAAGUUUUUUUGUUCUUAUUUACUGACAAUUUGGUUUGAUCAACAAAUUUUUGUUGUUAUUUUUUCCGUUAGCCAGGAGACAAUAGUAAAUAGUGUGUUAGAAAUGAUGUAUCGCACGAGAAUAACAUGAUUAGUAAAUAUUAUGACCUUAAAUAGAAUAAAAUUACUACUAGAGAAAUGCAUAUUUGUGGUCUUAAAGUGUGACCCAGGAGACGAAAUUGUGGCAACGAGCGAUAAAAAAGUUAAUUGUCCCAAUUUAUUACUUGAAAUUGCCAUUGACAAUCGCAUCACACGGAAUGUGUGAAAUUAGUUGUAGCCAUGUUGUAAAAUAGAUAUAUGGCGCUAUGUACAUAUAUGUGAAAAUAAAAUAAUGAUAUUUUGGUAAACUUUAAAUGGAUACUCGUAUGUUUUGAUACGUAUAUAAUAUUAAGCUAUCUGCUGCAAUAUGUCUGGUGAAAUUGAAUAUUUACAUAUAUCUAUUUAUUAAGUGCCAUACGUGUAAGAAUAUAUUUGCCAAAACCUUAAAGAAUUCUGGCGUGUAUAAUCAUUUGUAUGACAGUAUAGAAUAGAUGGUAGUUUAAGUAAUAACUAUGUAGUAGACUUACAAAAAGAUUUUUUUACAAGUCGAUAACCACUUUCUAUUUUACUUAAAAUAACUCGGUUUUUCAUCACAAAAACAAAUUAUCGUAUCAAAAAUUACCUAAAGUGGCCAGCGUAUACCAACUUUUAAUUAGAAUGGCAUCUAUUACUUAAUCUUUAAGUUCUAAUGAUGCUUUUAUCCUUUCAGCCCUUUAACUUUCCUUGAGGUUUAUAUUAGAGUGAAUACAAUAUACUAUCACGUAUCUUAUAUGACUCAUCACAUCUAUAAAAUAUUAAAAACACGUAUUAUUUAUCUAAGUAUUAACUAAAAUUUAUAUUUCUUUCAGUAUUAUUUCGCAAUGCAAAGAUUUAUAAAAAGAAAUCCUGUUACAUUAUAUUUUUGCAUUAUAGAUAUUUUCUAUACAUUUGUUAUGAGGAAAUUUGGCCAAAUAAGGUAUUUUUUGUUAUUCAAUGAGGUUAACAUUAUUAUUUGGACCAAAGCUUACAUUUUACUACAAUAUCUACAUUUUUCGUAAUAAAAUUCGUUCACCUGUCAUGAAACAUUCUAAACAUUUCGUUAGACCUUAAACACGCAACGACAACAAUAAACGAUUGUUUUUUAUUUUAUUUAUCUUGUAUAUGUAUAAGGUUCGAAAAAUGACAAAUUUCUAGAGCUCAUACACAAAACUUUUGUUUAAGAUGUUAGGAAUACGCCUAACUUCUAUAUACGGUAGGUAGGUAACAUGUUUUAAAUAAUUCUACGUGUUUUUUUUGUGAGCGUCAGGAUGGCGGGUGGACCAAUAUUUAUA
Molecule: messenger RNA, 4689 nt
Organism: Cydia strobilella
Lineage: Eukaryota; Metazoa; Arthropoda; Insecta; Lepidoptera; Tortricidae
Gene: Hr39
Product: nuclear hormone receptor FTZ-F1 beta
Exons: 16
Coding region: 10-2232 (740 amino acids)
Biological process (GO): hormone-mediated signaling pathway; regulation of transcription by RNA polymerase II; tissue development
Cellular component (GO): RNA polymerase II transcription regulator complex
Molecular function (GO): RNA polymerase II cis-regulatory region sequence-specific DNA binding; zinc ion binding; nuclear receptor activity
Source: RefSeq, a predicted model, not a curated record